Molecule: messenger RNA, 1207 nt
Organism: Parus major (Great Tit)
Lineage: Eukaryota; Metazoa; Chordata; Aves; Passeriformes; Paridae
Product: cytochrome c oxidase assembly protein COX19
Exons: 3
Coding region: 149-430 (93 amino acids)
Biological process (GO): mitochondrial respiratory chain complex IV assembly
Cellular component (GO): mitochondrial intermembrane space
Source: RefSeq, a predicted model, not a curated record
CUCGGCGCGCGGCUCCCCCCGGCGGCGGGAAAGGGACCAGGAGUGACCGUGGGGACCGGGAGUGACCGCAGGGACAGGAGAGUGACCGCAGGGACAGGAGAGUGACCGCAGGGACCGGGCCGUCCGCGUCCCCACCCCCGGCAGCGACAUGUCCACCGCCAUGAACUUCAGCAGCAAGAGCUUCACGGCGCGGCCGCCGGACAAGGGCGCGUUCCCGCUGGAUCACUUCGGGGAGUGCAGCGCCUUCAAGGAGCGCUUCAUGGAGUGUCUCCGGCACAGCGGCUACGAGAGCGCGGCCUGCCGGCAGAGCGCCAUGGCCUACCUGGAGUGCCGCAUGGACAGGCAACUUAUGGCUAAUGAACCACUGGAAAAAUUGGGAUUUAAAGACCUGAUAAAUGAAAAAUCAGAAGAAAAACCUGAAAAGUCAUAGUGAAGACAGUUUUGCUCCUCAUGAAGGGAAAGCAUAACUCUGAAUGUAGUACAUAUUGUACGUUCUGUUCGUAUUGCAACAGGAAGUGUUUCCUGAAAGAACCUUUUUUCCAAAGUUUAAUUUUCCUAAAAUAAGGUUUUUCUUUAAAAGAGCAAAAGUACUGCCUUUGUCUGCUUUGUUCAAGUAUUUCUUAACUUCUUUAUUUUAAUUUCUCUAGUGGCAAAACAGUUACAGCCCAAAAUGUUCUCUGUGUCUCUGUAAGAACAGUGAAGUCUUUAAGAGGACAAAACCCAAACCAAGCAAUCCUUUGUUGUGUAGGUCUUGAACUGCUGAUUAGUCUUCUGUGGGCAGUACUGAUACGCUCACAGCAGUUUGCCAGGUGGAAAUAAAGCUGUUUUACUUCAAAAUUGCUUUUUAUUAAAUACUGGCAUUAGUCCCCAUCCCUGGGGUGAUCUCACCCUGCUAUGGAAGACAUUGGGGUCCUGUGGGGGUACUUGGGGUGCAGUGUUUUUUCAGUCAUUUCAUCUUCCAUCAUUGUUGGGAAAGUAUUUUUAGUUCCAGACACCAGUCAGGGAGUGAUUCUGCUUUUAUUUACCAUGCUAUUAGUGUUCAUCUAAUUUUUUCAUCAUUUAACUUGGAAUAGUGAUAUUUCUCUUGCAUGUUCUAGUGCAGUUGAAGUCUUUCUUAAUUAAUGUUGAGUUCAAGCAGAAAAACUUUGGCCUGUUAGCCCCCUGGAAAUGUGUUUCAAGCAGGCAAUAAAUUUGUAAAUUUUCUGGA